Fusarium coffeatum is the source of this 1830-nucleotide messenger RNA. RefSeq lists its product as uncharacterized. The record is from RefSeq and is a predicted model, not a curated record. Lineage: Eukaryota; Fungi; Ascomycota; Sordariomycetes; Hypocreales; Nectriaceae. Bases 1 to 1830 code for a protein of 609 amino acids. The transcript has 2 exons.
AUGGGUCAGAAUCUUUCGGAUGAGCAUCCGCAACGGCGGUCGCAUGAAGAAUUAACCCAUCAACUUGCUGAAAAGUUCAAGAAGAAAUGCUUUACUUCCCUCGAAUUGUACUCUCUCAGAGAUGUCUUCAAAAGUCUUGCAGACCAGCAGGACUCUAUCAAGUACCUCAAGGAGGAUACCAUUGCCCGGUACUUGGAGAUACCAGAUAUCCUCGGCACCUCACCAGUGAUAUUUCAGAUGGUAUCUUAUAUUGGAGCAUUCCCCUUUCUACAGGAAGCACCAGUAGUUCUGGAACUUCAGCGGAUGAUCAUGGUUGUGGUCAUCAUGACUGAGCGCUACCGGACUGUUUUGGCGCGUGGCUCGGCAGACAGGACUAAACUUCUAUUCAAAAGCUUAGCCGUAUUUGACCGCAAGGUAUCUGAAGCAGGCUUUCGACCAGAUACCGAGACCUUGGAUAGCCCUAAAACAAAGGACCAUCAUGAAGAGCCCAACUCUCAGACACCUGGCUUCGCCGUCGACGCAGCUGGCGAAGAUGAUGAAGAAGACGACGAAGACGACGAUCUUGUCUUGACAGCUUUCGAAUUACUGGACGUCAAGGACGCAGUGGACCAGGGCCAUGCGCCAAUCUUUCAUGGCGCAACAAUCCCGACAGACAACUUUCGGAAGCUCGUCAUGCUUCUCUUAUUGGCGGCCCCAUUGGAUCCUCAGGAGAGUCUGUCGAUGUAUUCACACCGCGUGGUCGGCGAAGAACUCGAAGGUCUCCGCGGAGCUGCCGAGUGCAUUCUUGCCUCUUUCGUGAAUGCCGAAACGUCAACUGGCAUCAAGUACCACCAUUUCAGAACUAUCAUACCUGUGAUUUCACCUAAUCUUUUCCGUGGCUUCAAUGGUCUAUUCGAGCGUUUCCUCUUCUCCCAAAAUCUAGACUUUUCUAAACAUCAAAAUGAUACCCCGUCAGCAAAUUCACCACCCAAAACAGCACAGCCUCUACUGACCGAUACUGGCGAUAUACUGAACCAAAACACCCUUUCGCAGAUCUCACUGUUCCUCCCUGGUACGGACCUUUUCCGACGAGUCAGGUUACUGUACUCGGGUAAUGAUGCGGGCUUCUCUAUGGGAAGUUUCCAGACGAAGGUUUUCAACUGGCAAGCCCCUACGCUGCUGCUGGUAAGUGGAACGAGACUAGGGGAUGAGCCCGAUGGUGGUCAGGAGGCAAGCUUUGCGGCAUCUCUACCUCCAAAACGUUUCCCUCAUGGAAGCAAGUCCGAUCGACUCACGUUCGGUGUUUAUGUUCGAGAACCUUGGAAGCAUACUCAUCGAGAAUGCUUUGGAGAUGCCGAAACCACCCUCUUCCAGCUUGAACCAAUUCAUGACGUGUUCCCGGCCUCGACCAUCAAUAAGGACUAUGUCACGUUUACGAAGGCACCGGCACACCAUCCUAUGUUGUCAUUUGGUUGUUCUCAUCCACAUCCCUCUCAAGCUCACAGAAAGCCCGACAUGCUACACCUUGGCCCUGUGUCACUACUUCUUGACGAUUCUUUUGAAUUUGGAGUUUUUAACCAUGACUAUACUUCUCGAGGUGGUGCGUUCCAUUCAAGUGUAGUGAGAAAGCACGAUUUCCAGGACCGGUUCCAGAUUGAGAGUCUGGAAGUUUGGGGCUGCGGCGGUGAUAAGGAAGCACAAGCUCAAGCCGAGAAAUGGGCUUGGGAGGAACGAGAAGCAGAAGCCCGCCGCAAGAUCAAUUUAGGCUCCGGGGAUAUAGAGGCUGAUCGAGCAUUACUGGAGAUGGCAGGACUGAUUGGGGGAAACCGAAGUGGAGGUUCAAUGACAUAG